This is a messenger RNA of Capronia coronata CBS 617.96, 1635 nucleotides long. RefSeq lists its product as uncharacterized. The record is from RefSeq and is a predicted model, not a curated record. Bases 1 to 1635 code for a protein of 544 amino acids. The transcript has 2 exons. Lineage: Eukaryota; Fungi; Ascomycota; Eurotiomycetes; Chaetothyriales; Herpotrichiellaceae.
AUGACCCCCUUCUUGUACAGUUUCGCCGAUUUCUUUCCCUGGAACGACCAUCUCCCUGCCGUCCAGGACGCUCUGACCACCAGCCGCUCAGCCUUCGCCAUCGACUACACCUACUGUUCACGGACGGGCGAGUUGACCAUCAGCGGCGUGCCUGGAGGAUUGGAAGGACCGAGGUCUAUGUCCGAAACAGAAUCGACAUCGCAUACAUCAUCAGAGUCACCGCAGACCAUGCAAGAAGAACCGCUUUACCAACAGUCCGAAUCCGGAUCGGAGUCGCCUACGCCAGCUGGUACCUCACAUACAUCACAUGUUUCACAUUCAUCGCAUCUGUCGCACACCAAAUAUGCGAACACAUACAACAUCUCCGCCCUCCUCCACGCUUCGACGCUGCCUUACACGUCGGCCCCGUUCAUCGUGCGCGCCAAAGCCGGCGAUCAAGAUGGAAUCAAUCUGCCGUCCUUUGCCGAAGCCGACGCGACCCUGUUGUUCUGGGAGAUUCACAAGGACGUCGCCGAGAUUCCGCUGAGAGUGAGGGUGGUGAAUGAGAGUACGGUGCAGAUUUGGCCGGAAUCCAAAUUCUGGGACGCCGACCGAGCCAAAGGCCUCCGCAAACCAAAAGAAACCCCUACAACUUUUCCUCCACUGCUUUCCAUCACCUUCAACACCACAAAGACGAAACCGUGGGCUGAUCGUAAAACCAUCACCACCGUCGUCGACACCUUCGUCCCGUUCCGCAUUCAGCUCCCCAACACCGAGACCGAGUCCAACUCAUCACCCUCGCAGACAUUCAUGCUCCGCCGUGCCAUCAGCGCACUCAUCGUGCCGGUCGGGUUGUUUCUCAACGAGUAUAUCGUCAACUACGCCGAUUUAACGGUCGUGGUUCUCCUGAGGACCGCACAGUUCCUAUGCUGUACCGUCGGGAUAUACUUGGGUGUGGUUCUUGUGUGUUGGAAAAUCAAGGGGUCUCCACCGUAUCAUCGCUUUAUACGGAGUUUCUGGCUCACCAGGCCUAUGGUCGUGUUUGUUGUCCAGAGAGAUUCCGAAUAUGACCUGGACUCCGAUCCGUUUACUACUACUGGCGGGAGUGGCUACCGUGGUGCUCGUAGGUAUCACAUGGGAAGUGAAAAGGGAGACAGAAAGUAUGAGCAUGUCGAAACGCGCAGCCAACAAGAGGGUCUGGCUACAAGUCCGAAACCGUUGACUUGUUUGUGGGACUUUGUUUCCAGUCGAUCGCCGCUCGAUGAUUUGCUGGUCACGUUUGAGGCAACGAGAGGCUUUGUGCGGCCGUUGGGCGUGCAGACUAGGAUGCGGCUCUGGAGGAGGGAGAGCCGCAGGGGGCCUAUCGAUGACAAUGAUGGGACUGAGGAAGAAGAGCGUGAGACUCCACGAUACUCGUCUCCGUAUGGGGAUGAUGAUGAUGAUGAGGAGAGUCGGCUCGGCGGCAUUGCCGUUGAAGCUCGUGCUCGUUCUCGUGCUCGUUCUCAACCCCGAUCCCCAUCGCGGUCUCAGACUCAACCUCAGAUUCGGACUGCUUGUGAUCACGUUCACGAGCACCAAGACAAGGGCCAGGCUGGCCUUGACUUGGGUCCUUCGACCAUAUCUCUUGCUGCACAGAACGGGGACCACAAGUCGUGA